AUGAACCAACAACCAGAUGUCAUCGUUUCUGUCGACUUGGGCACAACUUUCACAGGGGUAGGAUGGAGAACGCCUCGCACUCCCAUCCAAGUGAUCAACGACUGGCCCGGAAGUGGUGACCGAGCUGAGCGCAAAGUGCCAACCGCCAUUGUCUACAAUGCCGACGGAACGCUUUCGUCCUGGGGCUUCAUGUGCGCCGAUGAUGACGGUGUCGACCAAGAAGACACGUCGGGCAAGUUGCGGCGCGAAUUCUUCAAAAUAUUCAUCGACAGCACGAACCUGGCGGCCGCGCAGAGUCUCUCCAGAGCCCCCAAGACGAUCGAAGAGGCGGAAAAGUUUUCGACAGACUAUCUUGGUCAAGUGUACGCCCACGUCAAGGAGACGAUAGAGAUGCAAAUUGGUCGACGACAGGUGACUGGCGGGUGGUCAGAUCUAAUGGUCGUCUUCCUCUUCAGCGUGCCCACAACAUGGACGCGGAUGGAGACUAUCAACACAUUCAAGGGAAUCAUACGCAACGCAGGGUUCGGAGUAGAAGGCCCAAUGCACUCGGCACUGGUUGACCUCACAGAAGCCGAGGCCGCUGCUGUCGCAACCUUGAAAACAAGCGCCAUCAACUUCAACACUGGCAGCCUCUUUCUCACCGUCGAUGCCGGCGGCGGCACCACUGAUCUCUGUUUAAUGCGAGUUAAAUCCACGGACCCCCGGUUUCCGCAGAUGACACAAAUGUCGGCUGUCAAGGGCGUCGGCAUCGGCUCAACUCUGAUAGAUCGCGCAUUCGUCCGCCUCGUGGAUCAGAGGCUCAAUGCCUGGCCAGACGUCCGUAAUCAGCUUCCCGCCAACUUUGCCGUCCGAAUGUCUAAAAGCCACCACUUCCGCACCCUCAAACAUAAGUUUGGCGAAAAAGUGUACAUGCAGCCUCUGUUCAAGAUUCCCAUGGAUGGCGUGUCCCAUAAUUUUAACCACUCUGGUCUUGGAGUCGAAAACGGGCGUUUAGUCUUCACCAUGCUGGAGAUGCAGUCCCUCUUUGACGUUCAAGUCGAAGGGGUCAUGAAGCAAACCAUUGAACAACUCAACUGGCUAUCUGAACACGGCAAGGUCGACCAGGUGGAGUUUGUCAUUCUCUCGGGAGGUCUAGGCAGCUCGGCUUACGUCCGUCAGAGUAUCCAACAACAGCUCACCAGCUUUCCACAUCCAAAUGCUACCCAGGCGGUCGUGGUACCUUGUCAAGACCCCCAACUCGUUGUAGUUCGCGGUCUUCUUCUCGAUCACCAGCAACAGUUGGAAAGCGGCCAAUUGUCUGUUCUUGCAACACGAGUCGCCCGUGCGAGUUAUGGAGUAAGAGUUAGGCAAGUGUACUCGCCCGCCCAGCACUUUAAUGAGGACGUUAUCCGAGACCCAUUUGACUCCAAAAAGCUAUGGGCAGUAAACCAAAUACAGUGGAUGAUACGAAAGGGCGAUGUUAUAGAUGUGAAUAGUCCACUGAUAAAGAAAUUCGAAUUCCACCUUGCGGACGGAGAGACGACCCGGUCGUGGGAUACAGAUAUCGUUAUUUCUCAAAACGAGGCCUCCUUUCUCCCGACGAGCAUGAAACAAGCCGGUGUGACAAGGCUUUGUCGCGUAAACAGCAACCUUGAUGGCGUCGAGCAGCAUCAGCUGGUCCUCAAGAAAAAGCGCGGGACAUGCAUGACGAAAGGCUAUAAAUUCUAUAUUUGUGUGUUCGAAGUCCGAGUGAUCCUGGCUCCGGCUGAUUUGAGGUUUGAACUUUGGUUUGGGGGGCAAAAAUUUUCAAGAAACCAUAACCCUAUUGAUGUCGAAUGGGACCAGAUGGGCGCUCGUGUUGAAGCCAAGUAG
Messenger RNA from Metarhizium brunneum ARSEF 3297, 1851 nucleotides. RefSeq lists its product as uncharacterized. The record is from RefSeq and is a predicted model, not a curated record. Lineage: Eukaryota; Fungi; Ascomycota; Sordariomycetes; Hypocreales; Clavicipitaceae.